AUGGCUGACAAAAAGGGAACCACUGCCCUUCCAGUCAAAACACUAACAAGGAAGGAAAAAGAAGUGCGAAAGAAAAAGGAGCAAGAAAAGGCAGCUGUGGUUUUUGAAGAAUUUUUAGCAUCAUUCGAGCCCAACCAGAAGAGUGGCGUAAAAACCUUUGUCCGCGGAGGCAUUGUGAAUCCAACUAAAGAUGAGGAAGCAGCAGAGCUCACUAAAAGUAGGCUUUAUCGACCUGCCUCAAAGUUUGUUCCUCAAUAUGAAGAUUUCCCACCAACUCAAUCUGCAGAGAGCAAAAAGUCUACGUUUAAAAGAAAGGUAGAUGAAAAGAAGAAGAGUAACCUAGAGCUCUUCAAGGAGGAACUAAAGCUAAUUCAGGAAGAGCGUGAAGUAAGACACAAAAGAAAGCAAAACGAACCAGCUGGUGGAGGACUUCUGGAAUCACCAUUGUUAGGACGACCAACAUUUUACGAUGACCCAACAGUGCCAACCUCCACUAACUUAUACAUCAGCUGUAUUAGUCCAAAGAUGAAUGAGGAGAUACUUUGCAAAGAGUUUGGUAAGUACGGUCCUCUGGCCAGCGUGAAGAUAAUGUGGCCUCGCACAGAUGAGGAGCGUUGCAGGACGUCCAAUAGAGCUUUUGUGGCUUUUAUGACACGAAAAGACGCGGAACGUGCUUUGGCAGCUCUUGAUGGUAAAGUGAUAAUGGGGUUUGAAAUGAAGCUGGGAUGGGGCAGACCAGCUCGAAUCCCACCUCAGCCGCUUUAUACUCCAGUGGGGGUAAGGGCUGCCCCACCACCCAAGUCUGGUCUUCCUUUCAACGCUCAGCCAAGGGAUCGCUUUCGAAACGACUUCACCAAACCUUUGGGCAUGUCCGAAGAAGAACUCGAAAAGACUCUGUCCGAAGCCGUAGUCAAAGUGGUUAUCCCGACCGAAAGAAAUGUAUUAUUCCUCAUCCAUCGAAUGAUAGAGUUUGUGGUGCGUGAAGGUCCUUUGUUUGAAGCCAUGAUAAUGAACAAAGAAAAAAGCAACCCAGAGUACAGCUUCCUUUUUGACAACAAGAGUCAAAACCAUGUUUACUAUCGCUGGAAAUUAUUCUCCAUCCUUCAGGGAGAGUCUCUAAGCAAAUGGAGGACUGCACAUUUCCGCAUGUUCCGCGGAGGCUCACUUUGGUGGCCACCCAUCCACAACAGCUACAUAGACAGAGAUGAGGGAAGGGAUCAAGUGGAGGAGGUCACUUCUCCCGAGGAGGAGGUGAAGAAGGGACAGCUCCGAGCUGAGCACAGACAGAAGUUGGACACACUGCUUCAAGAGCUCACUCCUAGCAGAGGAGACGUCGCCGACGCCAUGCUUUUCUGCCUCGAACGAGCGGACGCGGCCGAGGAAGUCGUGGGAAUCAUCACGGAAUCCUUCUCCUCGCCUCAGGCUUCACUUCAGAAGAGGAUUGCCAAUUUGUAUCUCGUAUCGGACAUUUUGUACAACUCCAGCGCCAAAGUAGCCGGAGCGUCAUAUUACCGGAAACAUUUUGAAUCAAAGCUGUUACAGAUAUUUGGAGUGCUUCAUGAAGUCUACAAAAACAUACAAGCCAGGCUGCAAGCUGAACAAUUUAAGCAAAAGGUGACGAGUUGUUUUCGAGCUUGGGAGGACUGGGCCAUAUACCCGCAGCCUUAUCUCAUCCACCUUCAAAACAUCUUUCUGGGCUUCGUCAAAGCUGGGGAGGAGUUGGCAUUAGUGGAAGAAGAAGAUUCCUCUGAGCUUGAUGGUGCUCCGUUAGCCAGCGAGCUAAUAGAUGGGGUGCCUAUGAAUAAAGGGCAAGCGGAUGACCUCGACGGCUGCCCCAUGGGCUGGGAUGCUCUGGAUGGCGUUCCCGUUGAUGACAUAGACGGUGUUCCCUUGGGAAGUGCCAUCGAUGACAUUGACGGAAUGCCACUGGUUGACAGCAAGGGGGUUCUCUCUAGAGUGCCUUUGUCCAAGUGGGAGAAGACGCCAGACGAUGAAACUUCCUUGGAAGCUUUGUCCAAGUCCAAGUGGACCGCUGCAUCAAGCAAGUGUGAUAACAAUGAUGUGAAUGUGAGUGUCAACUCACUGGUUCGAGGCAAAUCGGAGGGUGACAGCAGCGAUGACUCCAGCAGUUCCCCCAAACAUGACAGUGCACAUUUCCAGAGUUCACUCAAAGGUUUUCAAAUGUCGGAGACCCAAAGAAAAAAGCUGAGAGAGCUAGAAUUGAAGGUUAUGAAGGUCCAAGAUGAGCUUGAAAGUGGCAAGAGAGAGCGGAAGUCCGGCAUGAGCAUUCAACAGCACGUGGAGUAUUACAGGAACAAACUGCUGCAGAAGGAAUUUGAAAAAGAUGACGAUAAACCUGAGAGAUCGACACCCAAAUCAAAAGACCGGCCGGCAGAAGACAAAAAGGAGAAGAAGAAGAGCAAAAAAAGCGAAGACGGAGACAGACAACGGAGUCGAGACGCUGACAAGCGCAACCGAAAAUCAAAUAGCAACUCUCCUUUAAAGCAAUCCAAACGGUCCCGAUCUCCAGAGUGGAAGGGGCAGAGAUCCCGAUCGCAGUCCCCACAUCGAUCCCACAAGAAGUCAAAGAAGAGUAAACAUUGA
Molecule: messenger RNA, 2604 nt
Organism: Nerophis lumbriciformis (worm pipefish)
Lineage: Eukaryota; Metazoa; Chordata; Actinopteri; Syngnathiformes; Syngnathidae
Source: RefSeq, a predicted model, not a curated record